Messenger RNA from Babjeviella inositovora NRRL Y-12698, 472 nucleotides. It is a transcript of the gene RPS16A, whose product is annotated as 40S ribosomal protein uS9. Gene Ontology annotation, cellular component: cytosolic small ribosomal subunit; ribosome. The record is from RefSeq and is a predicted model, not a curated record. NCBI's taxonomy places the organism in Eukaryota, Fungi, Ascomycota, Pichiomycetes, Serinales. Gene Ontology annotation, molecular function: RNA binding; structural constituent of ribosome. Gene Ontology annotation, biological process: maturation of SSU-rRNA from tricistronic rRNA transcript (SSU-rRNA, 5.8S rRNA, LSU-rRNA); translation. The coding region runs from base 9 to 437 and encodes 142 amino acids. The transcript has a single exon.
AUAGCAAGAUGUCCACUCAAAGUGUCCAAACUUUCGGUAAAAAGAAGACCGCCACUGCUGUUGCCCACGUCAAGGCCGGUAAGGGUUUGAUCAAGGUCAACGGUUCCCCAAUCACCUUGGUCCAGCCAGAAAUCUUGAGAUUCAAGGUUUACGAGCCAUUGACCGUUGUUGGUUUGGACAAGUUCGCCAACAUUGACAUCAGAGUCAAGGUCACCGGUGGUGGUCACGUCUCUCAGGUCUACGCCAUCAGACAGGCUAUUGCCAAGGGUUUGGUUGCCUACCACCAGAAGUUUGUCGACGAAGCUUCUAAGAACGAGUUGAAGAAGAUCUUUGCCGCUUACGACAGAACCUUGUUGAUUGCUGACUCCAGAAGAUCCGAGCCAAAGAAGUUCGGUGGUAAGGGUGCCAGAUCCAGAUUCCAGAAGUCUUACCGUUAAGGAGUUCCACAGAGUGUUAUACGGUUUGUUUGUUG